This is a messenger RNA of Caenorhabditis briggsae, 294 nucleotides long. The record is from RefSeq and is a predicted model, not a curated record. Lineage: Eukaryota; Metazoa; Nematoda; Chromadorea; Rhabditida; Rhabditidae. The transcript has a single exon. Bases 1 to 294 code for a protein of 97 amino acids.
AUGAAGAUUUUCGGACAAACGGUGAUUCGUCUUCCAAAGGAGCCCAUCUCGCCACCCAAGGAAUCGGAUGCAACUUGGCGCGCGAAAUUCUAUGAACGCUCCCUCUCGCCAGAGUUCACUGAAUAUUCUUCGAAUGGCUCGGCAACGAACAACGCUCGCUACGAGUACUCUUCUGAUGAUAAUAACUCAGAUGACGACGAUGAAUACGCUUCGGAUUCGAACAUGUCUCAUUCGGACACGGACACUUCAGCUGCCAACUCUGAGUCAGAGGGAGAAGAACAUGAGAAGAAUUAG